UCCAAACAUCAAAUAUCAAGCUCGUGCAAUAAGUAGCUCAAAAAUGAACACCGCCGCCAUGCCCCGGCCAACGCCCCCACUCCACUCUCUCCGUCCACUGCGCCGCCGCCACUUCAACCGCCUACUCGCGGCGGUUUACGCCUCGGCUAUACUAUCCCUCUUCUACCACCACAUACUCAAGCUUCUCCACUCCACCACACUCGUCUCCUUCUUCGUAUCCUUCCUCCUCUUCAUCUCCGACGUCGUCCUGGCGUACAUGUGGUCCACGACUCAGGCGUUUCACAUGAACCCUGUGCACCGGCAAGUGUUCCCCGAGAACCUACAAAAGGUAUUGGACCGGAAAGACUUUCCGGCGAUGGAUAUAUUCAUAUGCACGGCGGAUCCAUUCAAGGAGCCCCCUAUCAACGUCGUAAACACGGCGUUGUCCGUCAUGGCGUACGAUUAUCCGACGGAGAAGCUGUCGGUAUACGUUUCGGACGACGGCGGGUCGGAGCUGACCAUGUUUGCUUUCAUGGAGGCUGCUAAAUUUGGGAAGCAGUGGGUGCCAUUUUGCAGGGAGAAUAACAUCACAGACCGCUGCCCUAAUGCUUUUUUCACCUCAAAUUAUGCCCUAAAUCCUAACACUAUGGAAAUUAAGAUGAUGUACGAGAGGAUGAAGACGAAAGUGGAGGGCGCAGUUGAACGAGGGAAAGUAAAGGAGGAGUAUAUUUGUAGUGAAGAAGAAGGCCAAGUUGUGUCCCAAUAUCGCACUAAAGAUUUCAGUCCCCAGAACCAUCCCUCUGUUAUUCAGGUUUUGUUGAAUUCCAAAACAGACGUAGACAGCACAGGUGUUGCUAUGCCCAAUCUCAUAUAUGUCUCCCGAGAGAAAAGCAACAACAUCCCACAUAAUUUCAAGGCAGGCGCUCUCAAUGUUCUGCUUCGAGUAUCGGCUAGCAUGACCAAUUCCCCAAUUGUCUUAACAUUGGACUGCGACAUGUACUCCAACGACCCGUUAACAGCCCAAAAAGCGCUAUGCUACCUGCCCAACAGGUCGAAUAGGCCCAAUUGUGGGUACGUUCAAUUCCCACAACGUUUUUAUGGGCUUAACAACGCUGAUAUAUAUGCUAGUGAGUACAAACGCUUGUUUCGAAUCCAUUCCAUUGGCAUGGAUGGGCUAAAUGGGCCUAGUUAUGUUGGCACCGGUUGCUUUUUUCUUCGUCGUGUAUUUUUCGGAGCACCAUCUUUGUAUGUAGAACCUGAAACCCCAGAGCUCGCCCCCGAUCACAUUGUGGACAAGCCCAUUAAUAGUCGAGAAGUUUUAAGCUUGGCCCAUCAUGUUGCUGGUUGCAACUAUGAGAACCGGACCAAUUGGGGUUCAAAGAUGGGGUUUCGGUAUGGAUCAUUGGUAGAGGAUUACUACACGGGGUACCGACUUCAAUCUGAAGGAUGGCAAUCCAUAUUUUGUGAUCCUAGUAGGCCUGCAUUUUUGGGUAGUGUCCCAAUCUCUUUCAAUGAUGCCUUGAAUCAGAAUAAAAGGUGGUAUAUUGGUCUUCUAGAGAUGGGGUUCUCCAGGUACAGCCCGUCGACAUUCGGUAUAAGGGCUAUAGGAGUGUUGAUGGGCCAAUGCUAUGCAUAUUAUGCAUUUUCGGCCAUAUGGUCAUUCCCAAUAACUAUUUAUGCGUUUCUCCCUUCGUUGGCUCUUCUACAAGGAAUUCCCAUUUUUCCCAAGGUGUACCAGCCUUCAUUCUACUUGUACGCCUUUCUAUUUCUUGUGGCCUACGGACAAGAUUGUGUAGAUUUCAUCUCGGCACAAAGUACAUUCCAAAGAUGGUGGAGCGAUCAAAGAAUGUGGGUCAUAAGGGCGCUUUCGCCUUUCGUUUUUGGAACAAUAGAGUUUGUAAUGAAGCGUUUAGGCUUGCCUACACAUGAAUUCAUCGUAACUAGUAAAGUGAUGGACGCGGAGCUAAGCAGAAGGUACGAUGAAGGGAUGUUCGAGUUUGGAGUUGCGUCCCCUAUGUUGGUUCCGUUGGGGACGGCUGCCAUCCUGAAUUUGAUGGCAUUUCUUGGUGGAUUGGUGGUUAUUUUGAAGGAAAGAAGCUUUGGUGGUUUCUUCAUACAAAUGUUCAUUGCUGGAUUUGGAGUCAUAAAUAGCUUGCCAUUCUAUGAGGCCAUGGUUUUGAGAAGAGAUAGUGGGAGGAUGCCUACAAAAAUAACAUUCACUUGUGCUCUUCUUGUAGGGCUACUAUAUGGGAUUGCCUCUUUUGUACUAAAGAUUUGAAUUUGAAACAGAAUUAUGUAUGCAUAUGUCAAAAUGUGUGUUUUGAAUUUUGAUGUCAGCUGUUUGUAA
Molecule: messenger RNA, 2326 nt
Organism: Sesamum indicum (sesame)
Lineage: Eukaryota; Viridiplantae; Streptophyta; Magnoliopsida; Lamiales; Pedaliaceae
Product: cellulose synthase-like protein G3
Biological process (GO): cellulose biosynthetic process
Cellular component (GO): membrane
Molecular function (GO): cellulose synthase (UDP-forming) activity
Source: RefSeq, a predicted model, not a curated record